Molecule: messenger RNA, 2267 nt
Organism: Xylaria bambusicola
Lineage: Eukaryota; Fungi; Ascomycota; Sordariomycetes; Xylariales; Xylariaceae
Product: Metallo-dependent phosphatase-like protein
Exons: 4
Coding region: 531-1754 (407 amino acids)
Cellular component (GO): cytoplasm
Molecular function (GO): hydrolase activity, acting on ester bonds
Source: RefSeq, a predicted model, not a curated record
GUAUUUCUUCACCUACAGUAUUACUCACACUGUACUAUUUCAACUCCUAUUGAGUAGCGGCAAUUAUAAAUAACGAAAAGAAAGUUGUUACUUGCAGAAUUUGCUUGAGUUGUUCCAACAAUGCAUCAAAUAAUUCCGAGGCCGAUGGAUGGCGUACAAGCGAUCUUCCUACUGGUUGUUUUCUACCAUUCGAAAUCCUUAUUGUGACUGCCAAGGUCUUGGUCAGCUAUUUACAGUCUGGUUUCUGGUCUGUAUUCAAACAUCUUCACACGACGUUUCGUCUACUUGACCUAUAAAGUUUAUCUGUAUCCAAACCGCAAGCCUUGGUAUAUGCAGCCCAUUGUCAUGCAUCGUUCGAUGCUGCUACAAACUGCACCCAUUCCCCAUCUGUUAAAAUCAUAACCCCACCAUCUCCCCCGCCCCCGCCUACGCCGCCUCACUCGGUUUGAUCUCCUGGUGAUUGAUCUCAAACUACCAAAGUCCUGUAUUCUCUAUCCUAUAUUUAAGGAAUCUCGCUUGAACUGAGCAGGAUGAGGUUUGGAUUUCUAAACAGGGAUCGUCGUCCGCCACAUACUCUGCCUCAGGCGAGUGACAGACGCGCGCUACGGUUCCUCGAAGAUGGCACCUUUCAGAUUACCGUAUUCUCGGAUCUUCACUUUGCUGAGGAUGAAGACACUAUUCAAGGCCCAAUGCAGGACAAGAGGACCGCGGAAGUUGUGAAGAAGGUGCUUGAACGCGAGAAUUCGCAGUUGGUCGUGCUCAACGGCGAUCUUAUCUCGGGCUAUGGCACAAGGGCCGAUAACGCGACCCUUUACUUAGAUCAAGUUGUCGCGCCAAUCGUUGAAUUGGACCUGCCAUGGGCAACGACAUAUGGGAAUCACGACAAUGAAGCUUAUGUCAGAUCUCAUGACCUUCUCAUACGAGAGCAGGAGUAUGAAAACAGCUUAACGAAGAAUAUGUUGCCAGGAAAGUCUCAAGCCGGGGUCUCCAACUACUUUCUGCAGGUAUAUCCGGCGUCCGAGGAUCAGGAUGUGCCAGAGCUCAUUCUAUGGUUCUUUGAUAGCAGAGGAGGGGCUGAGCCACAUGACUGGGUUGAUGAUUCGGUCGUCGACUGGUUCAAGGAAGCCAGCGCGAAUCUUACCCAACAGUACAGCAAGACCAUUCCGUCACUUGCUUUUUUUCAUAUACCUAUCACUGCAAUGUACGACUUCCAGGAGGACCCAGGCGUUGAUCCUAGUAGAGAACCAGGGAUCGACGGAGAAAAGGUUUGGUGGCAAGGCCGGGGGUAUGAUGGUAAGACCGGUCACGAUGUGUCAUUCAUGAGCGCGUUAGCGAACACGGUUGGCCUAUUAGCAACUUUCAGUGGUCACGACCAUGACAAUGACUGGUGCUACAAGUGGAAACCCCCUACUGCCCAAGCUGGCGAUGGCGUCAGUGUGUGUUAUGGCCGCCAUACAGGAUAUGGCGGUUAUGGGAACUUGGCCCGGGGCGGAAGACAAAUCUUGCUUAGACAAGAAACGGCAAUGAAGGAAGUCAUUACAUGGAUUCGACUAGAAGACGGGCUGGUUCCCGAGAAUGUGACUUUAAACGCAACCUACGGCCAGGAUGAGUAUCACCCCUUGCGACAGAACGUUGAGUUGAGAGGAGGCUUUCUUCAUAGUGCCGGAAAUAGCUUACAAAGCGCCCCAGGAUUGCUAUCGGCGACGUUUUUCCUAUCCCUGAUUUUGUAUUUCCCUCUUAGGCUAUGGAGAUGACCAACGUACAGGGAAUCACAGACUAUCACAUUGAAGUAUAGUUGGUAUAACUGACUGCUCAAUUGUCUUGGCCUACUCUAAUCCAUGCUAAAGGAAAUAGUCAUAGUACUGAGGUAAGGCAGUAGACGGCUUUCUCUACAAGAAGUGUCAAAUAGGCUACUUUCCCAUUAGUUCUCCAUUAUGCAACUACCGCUUCGGCCAUUGAUUCCACGCUCAAGCUAAGAGUAGCGCGACCGCUGUCAAAGGCAGCGCUACUUGUAGCUACCUGACCAUUGCAUUGUAGGAGAAACUUCCGGAGUCAUUCUGACCAUUUUGAUACUUAAUCGCGUCCGUACUGAAGAAUGUCUUCUCCAGCCCAGUCAGCCAGUACCAAAGAAGCUUUCCGUUGAGUGUAAAUUACUGAGACAAGCGUUGCUGGAAGGUAGUUAGAUCAACGUGACUAUAGUGACAAUCCUCACUAGAAUGGUUUCCUUCUCCAUAUUCUCUGCUCAUUAACUUUGAAAGUGCUGUACA